This is a messenger RNA of Vitis vinifera (wine grape), 2690 nucleotides long. RefSeq names its product wall-associated receptor kinase-like 8. NCBI's taxonomy places the organism in Eukaryota, Viridiplantae, Streptophyta, Magnoliopsida, Vitales, Vitaceae. Gene Ontology annotation, biological process: cell surface receptor signaling pathway; protein phosphorylation. The record is from RefSeq and is a predicted model, not a curated record. Gene Ontology annotation, molecular function: ATP binding; protein serine/threonine kinase activity; calcium ion binding. The coding region runs from base 319 to 2529 and encodes 736 amino acids. Gene Ontology annotation, cellular component: plasma membrane. The transcript has 4 exons.
AACUGAAUAUAUCGCUUCAAGGACAAAAUUGUUGCAAUUAGGGGCGAGAGGGGAAGCUUAUUUUGUGAGAAUUUUGUAUUUGUCUGAAUGAGAUGGCUUCAUCGUUGGUGGCAGCGGCUGAAGACUGAAGAUGGUAGCCUCCCCAAAUUGUAGGUGUGGUAACGUGUGGAUGUGAUCGGUUCCUAAUUGUAGGCUCAGUGCUCUCCGGGCCAUCCCCACAAAGUUAAAAUCACGGUGCUUUGAUAUAUAUACCAGCAGACACGGUGUGCUUCAGAAGAGCAGCUGACUUUUGAUUAGAAUCUGAAAAUAAGUUGUGAGAUGAGGAUGAAGCCGUGGUUGUUGCUGAUGCUGCUCAUAUGGCCAUGGAUCGAAGAAGGAAUUAGUAAAACACCAGCAUUCUCGCUUGCAGAGUCGAACUGCAGUUACCAAUGUGGGAAAGUAAUGAUUCCUUACCCAUUUGGAAUUGGAAAUGCUGAAUGUGCUAAGGACAAGAAUUUCCUUCUCAAGUGCAACAAUGGUCAGCCAUUUUUGCUUCAAAACAUUCCUGUUCUUGGUAUAUCACUGGCACAAGGCACAGUUACUGUUAGCCUUCAAAGUGCAUCUGAACGCAAUAAGAAGCAUACUCUGACUGAUAAAAUAUUCUAUGGUGGAUUCAACCUGGAAGGCAGCCCAUUUAUGUUGUCCAACUCAAACAAGUUCAUAGUUCUCGGUUGCAAUGUAACGGCUUUUAUCACUGAAGGCAAGGAGUUGCGUAGCGGGUGUAUCACUUUCUGCAAUGAAGAUGGGAAUCCAGAUGAACUUGGCUCCUGCUCUGGCAUUGGAUGCUGCAAGACCUCAAUUCCAAAUCAUCUCAAGAGCUUGAACGUCUCACUCUUUAACCUAACUUUUUCGGAUACCAGUAGCUUUGGCCUGCACAUGUUCUUGGCUGCAAGAGGGACAUUCAAUUUUUCAGAAACAAAUCUGUCUGAGCACCUCAACCGGACUAUAAAUUCGCAGGUAGACCUUGAUUGGGUGGUGGGAGAAAAGACUUGCAAGGAAGCUCAAGCCAACUGCGGCAAGAACACUGUUUGCUCAGACUCUACCAAUGGCCCUGGAUAUCGCUGCUUCUGCAAACCGGGAUUCUCGGGAAAUCCCUAUCGUCCUAAUGGUUGCGAAGACAUUGAUGAGUGCAGCGAACCAAAUAUAUACCAGUGUGAAGGUAUUUGCCGGAAUACAGUUGGGAACUACAGUUGCCGCUGCCCAUUUGGAAUGCAUGGUGAAGGGAAAGUGGCUUGCAGAGGACACCAUACUGCUACUGUAUUCUUAGGCAUAGGCUUAAGCCUUGGAUUCUUAUUGGCACUUUCCGGGCUUUUUCGAUUGUAUUUACUGGUUCAUGAACAGAACAGCAUCAAACUGAAAAGGAAAUUUUUCAAGAGAAAUGGUGGCUUAUUGCUGGAGCAACAGAUCUCUUCAGACAAAGGGAAACUCGAAAAAAUAAAAAAUUUCACUUCGGAGGAGUUGGAGAAGGCCACAGAUCACUACAAUGACAACCGAAUCCUUGGGCAAGGAGGCCAAGGUAUUGUUUACAAAGCAAUGUUACCGGAUGGAAACCUUGUAGCUGUGAAGAAGUCCGAAAUGAUGGAUGAAGGUCAAAUUGAACACUUCGUCAACGAGGUCGUAAUACUUUCGCAGAUCAACCACAGACAUGUUGUGAAACUGUUAGGUUGCUGUUUAGAAACUGAGGUUCCUCUACUAGUAUAUGAGUAUGUCUCCAAUGGAACCCUUUCCGACCACAUCCAUGCUCAGCUGGAGGAGGCUCCAAUGAAAUGGGCAGAUCGGUUCAGAAUUGCUAAGGAAGUUGCAGGAGCAAUAGCCUAUAUGCAUUCAGCAGCUGCUGUACCAAUCUAUCAUAGAGACGUCAAGUCCAGUAAUAUACUCUUAGACGAGAAAUAUAGGGCAAAAUUGUCUGAUUUUGGGAUUUCAAGGUCUGUCCCAACCGGAAAAACUCACUUGACCACAUCGGUACAAGGCACGUUUGGGUACUUGGAUCCUGAGUACUUCCAGUCAUACCAGUGUACAGCAAAGAGCGAUGUUUACAGCUUUGGAGUAGUUCUUGUUGAGCUCUUGACAGGACGAAGGCCAAUAUCCAUGGUUAGAUCAGAGGAUGAUAUGGGCUUAGCUGCACACUUCAUAUCAUCAGCAAAGGAGAAUCAUCUCUUGGAUGUAUUGGAUCCACAAGUUGUGUUGGAGGGAGAAAAGGAGGAGCUAUUAAUUGUUUCUAACCUUGCACUGAGAUGCUUGAAGUUGAAUGGAAGGAAAAGGCCAACAAUGAAAGAAGUUGCUUUGAAGCUUGAAAAUCUGAAAAACCGACGAAAGCGCCUGCUUGCUGAUCAACAAGAACAUCAAGAUGGAGAUUACUCCAUAAUUGAACCAUCAAGAAGGUUGGACGUUAGUGCAGUUCCAAUGAAGGCUAGGAGGUUGGAGAGAAGUGAUGAAUUGGAGCUAGACAUCCAGGAGCUAAUGAUUAAGUCAACAUUUUUGACAUGCUGAAAGAUGAAAUUAACUUUGGUUUGUAUCUCCAUUGGGAGCGGCUAUGCCUACAUUCUUAGUGCGUAUAUACCACCAAUGGAACUGUAAUCCUUUUCAUUCGUAACGUAUAGGAACAACAUGGCCAAAAUAGGAUUCGGGUUUUAAUAAAUUUGGCUUAAUAA